Messenger RNA from Dipodomys spectabilis (banner-tailed kangaroo rat), 2301 nucleotides. Its product is annotated as vomeronasal type-2 receptor 116-like. The transcript has 8 exons. Gene Ontology annotation, biological process: G protein-coupled receptor signaling pathway. Gene Ontology annotation, cellular component: membrane. Gene Ontology annotation, molecular function: G protein-coupled receptor activity. NCBI's taxonomy places the organism in Eukaryota, Metazoa, Chordata, Mammalia, Rodentia, Heteromyidae. Bases 1 to 2301 code for a protein of 766 amino acids. The record is from RefSeq and is a predicted model, not a curated record.
AUGCAAGCACUGAAGAAGUUUAAGUUUCAGAGUGCUAAUAUCCAAUUGGAUAUGUGCAUUGACCUUGAAAAAUACCAAUUGCUUCUCACCCUGCUGCUGGCUGUGGAGGAGAUCAACAAGAAUCCCCAUCUGCUACCGAACAUGACUCUGGGGUUUGAGAUCUAUACAGCACAUUACUCAGGUACUGAUCUGUUAGAGGAUCCUCUCAUCUGGCUGUCUGGGAAAAAUAAAAACAGCCCCAAUUACACCUGCAGAAGAGACAGCAAAGCUUUAGCAGGACUCACAGGAACCUCAAGCACAUCUGUUCCAAUCGGGACACUGCUGGACCUCUACCAACUUCCACAGUUCACUUUUGGGGCUUUUGAACCUCUCCUGAGUGACGAUGGAAAGUUUGGGACUGUCUAUCAGAUGGCAGCCAAAGACUCAGAUCUAGCCCUGGCCAUGGUCUCUUUGAUGCUUCAUUUCGGCUGGACCUGGGUGGGACUGUUCAUCACUGAAGACAACUAUGGUGUGUGGUUCCUCUCAGAAUUGAGAGAAGAGAUGUGCAACAGUAGAGUCUGUUUUGCCUUUGAGAACAUGAUCCCUUACAAUGCCUUUACAGAUUACUCAGAUGAUCUAUCCACGUAUUGCCAGCUAAUGGACUCAUCAACCAAUGUGAUUAUCUUUUAUGGGGACAGUAAAUUUCUACUAAGCUUUAUUGUUAAAUUUGGGCACAUUUCAAUUACAAGGAAAGUGUGGGUCAUGAACUCACCCUAUGAUGACAUCACCAUUGGUACCUUGUCAAAUAACUUAGGAAAUAAUUCCCUUCCUAGGUCAUGGAUUCCGUCUGUUUAUAGCCUACUGAUUAAGUCUGACUGCAGAGACUUGGGGUACUGCUCAUACAAUGGCACACUCCAUUGGUUGCUGAGGUAUAUUUUUGACAUGACCAUGUCAGAAGAGAAUUACAACAUCUAUAAUGCUGUGUGGGCCUUGGCCCACGCCCUCCACCAGAUGUUUCUUUGUCACAUGGAGGAGCCACUAGGGCACAAUGGUCAAUCAAGGGCAUUUCUCUCUUCACAGCUGCAUCCCUUUUUGAAGAAGAUCCAAUUUACCAAUCCUGUUGGAGACCAAGUGGUUUUGAAUGAGGAAAGGAAAUUGGAGGCAGAAUAUGACAUUAAGAGCUUUUGGAAUUUUCCAGAAGGUCUGGGACAAAGGGUGAAAGUUGGCGAGUUUUCUCCAUCUAGGCCAUAUGGUCAACAACUGAUUUUGUUUGAAAAUCUGAUAGAGUGGCCCAUAGGAAUUACCAAGACUCCUCAGUCUGUCUGCACUGAGAACUGUGGUUCUGGAUACAGGAAGGCCUCUGUGGAAGGAAAUGCUACCUGUUGCUUUGACUGCAUUCUUUGUCCAGAGAAUGAGAUUUCUAAUGCAGACAGGUGUGCAGAUCAUCAAUUUGCCAACACCCAGAGAAACCACUGCCUCAUGAAAACUGAGGGCUUCCUGGCUUAUGAAGACCCCUUGGGCCUGUCUCUGGUCUGCACGGCUCUCUGCUGCUCUGCACUAACAGCUGCUGUUCUUGGGGGGUUUAUCAAGCACCAAGACACCCCUAUUGUCAAGGCCAAUAACCGGGCACUCAGCUACAUCCUGCUCAUCUCCCUCACCUGCUGCUUCCUCUGCUCCUUGCUCUUCCUUGGCCGUCCCAACACAGCCACCUGCAUCCUGCAGCACACCACAUUCGCAGUGGUCUUCACCGUGGCUGUCUCCACGGUCCCAGCAAAGAUCAUCACUGUGCUUCUGGCCUUCACACUCACUGAUCCAGGGAGAAGCAUGAGACUGUGGCUGUUGUCCGGGGCUCCUAACCUCAUCAUCACCAUCUGCACUCUCAUCCAAGUGACUCUCUGUGGUCUCUGGUUGGGAAUCUCUCCUCCUUUUGUGGACAUAGAUGCACACUCUGUACAUGGCCACAUCAUCAUCCUGUGCAACAUGAGCUCUCUCACCGCUUUCUUCUCUGUCCUGGGAUACCUGGUACAAGAGAAGGAACAGUUCAACCAUUCAGAAGGCUCCUUGAAGAAAUCAGAAUCUGUUGCCUCCUUGUUUGGAGUUGAGGCUCCUUCACUUGCCAUUUAUCUUGUGUUUCUAUGGCUUGUUCUAUCCCACUUGGAAUUGGCAACAGAGCAGCCAAUGAAAAACCUAGAGGAUAGUUCUCAAAAUGCUCUAGAAACACUACUGGCAAUCAUGCUGAAUGAAAAGGGACCGUUUGGUGACAGAGUGCAAGGGAAAGUCUAUAAGGGAAAAAAAUGGGAAUCCAGAGGUGAAAGAAGUUAA